AUGAAGAAAACACAAGAAACAUCUAUUGAAAGUAAUAGUGAAGCAGCUAUCUUACAGCCAGAAAUCAACAAUAUAGUAGACUGGAACUAUUUAAGAACAUCAGAUUUAAAAGCAAUAUGUUCUAAGAGUAGUCUUCAAGAUGAGGCAACCAAAAAAAGGAAAGAGAAGUUAGUAGACAAAAAUUUUGGUAAAGAGAAUGAAAAAAGAAAGGAACCUCUCUUGCAGAAGGACUUUGAUAACCAAAAUAAAGCUUUUUUUGUCUUCUUGUUGGUUAAAAAACCAAGUACUCUUAUUUCUAAGAGACGUGUAGAGUUUAGUCAAGAGCAAGGUACCAAGGCCUUACAAAUUUACAAUAGAUUAGGAGAAAUAGUUGGAGGAAAAACUGCAGUAAUUGAAAAAGCUGAGUGUAGUAAAAAAGUAGAUACAUCAGCAGUUGCCCAGCUUCUCUGCUAA
Racocetra fulgida is the source of this 453-nucleotide messenger RNA. Lineage: Eukaryota; Fungi; Glomeromycota; Glomeromycetes; Diversisporales; Gigasporaceae. The record is from the annotation of a GenBank genome assembly.